Haliotis rubra (blacklip abalone) is the source of this 829-nucleotide messenger RNA. RefSeq lists its product as uncharacterized. The coding region runs from base 421 to 738 and encodes 105 amino acids. NCBI's taxonomy places the organism in Eukaryota, Metazoa, Mollusca, Gastropoda, Lepetellida, Haliotidae. The transcript has 6 exons. Gene Ontology annotation, biological process: ribosome biogenesis. The record is from RefSeq and is a predicted model, not a curated record.
CGACAUUUCCGGAAGUAAAACACGUGUACUUGUUGAUACGAGUAGGUACGAAGUGUUUCAGUUUUCACCGCCAAUUACCCCGGUGGUAACGAUUGAGAUUCCGUUUGCGUGAGUGGUGACAAUAAUUCUUCAGGGGACAAGUCGAUUUAUUUCAGGUGCAGUGUGUUCCGGGAAUUGCAGUAUUGGCUAAGUCUUGCCCUGGCAGGCACCUGACAAUAGAGGAUGUAACCGAGGUCACUGGGACACCGCAAGGCUACAUGCAGGCGUGUAUGGACGGGGACGUCGUGUACUACAUCCUGCUGAUACCGAGCACCAUCAUCGUCGCCGUCUUCUGUAUCUUCCUCAACUGGAUGGGAAUCAAGUUCUUCCGACACAACUGAACAGUGGGGCCGGGAGCUGCUGUCGGGUACCUGAUUCAACAUGGGGAAGAAGAACAAGAUCAGCCAUGGUGUACGGAAGGAGUCAAUUUCACACAAAAUGGCCGGUGUCAAGAAAGCAAAGACAAAAACAAUCUCGACCAAUUUGAAAAAGAUGAAUUUCCACAACAAGACGAAAACGGCCAGCGCCGACAAAGAGUUUAGCGAGCUGCAUAAAGUGGUGUUAUCGGGGAAGGAGAAGAAACAGAAGUCUGUCAGGCAGACAGGGGCGAAACCGAUGACUGUGGACGCUCCACCUCCUCCCGAUGUGGACGCUGCGAUGGACAGUCUCGAGAGCUUGACCAUGCCUACCACCUCUUGACCGGAAACAUCUCCAUGAUCAUUUCCUGGAGUGGGGUUAAAUCAAUGCUGUAGUUAUUUUCAUAAAUCAUGUACAUAAAUGAUUUUGUUCA